Messenger RNA from Neurospora crassa OR74A, 2230 nucleotides. RefSeq lists its product as hypothetical. Gene Ontology annotation, cellular component: lytic vacuole; endosome. Gene Ontology annotation, biological process: SNARE complex assembly. The record is from RefSeq and is a predicted model, not a curated record. The transcript is spliced from 2 exons. Gene Ontology annotation, molecular function: SNARE binding. NCBI's taxonomy places the organism in Eukaryota, Fungi, Ascomycota, Sordariomycetes, Sordariales, Sordariaceae. Bases 342 to 1979 code for a protein of 545 amino acids.
CUGGACACUGUUUUUGAUCUUGUUUAUCUCCCUCCUUCUUAACACCAACACCGCUUCUCUCUCUUUGGAUGAUUGGUAUUGAUCGAUAUUCAUUCGUCGUCUUGUUUCAUCGCCGCUCGUCGGUAUCGGUAUUGCUUUGAGCGUAUCUCAUCGGGCAGCAAGCAUCGGCCGUAUCGUCAUGUCAUCGCCGAGUCUUUGAAGAUCUAUUCCAUCGAUAACCACCAGCAUAAUCAGUUAGCCCCUCUGUUGCUGACAUCCACGAGACAACCCUUUCCCUCUUCGCAACCAAACUCACCACUUUGAUUUUCUCGACGAAGCCAUCUUUCUUGUUCCUGUUCAAAAUGAUUUGUUGCAGUCUUUGCGACCGCUCCCAUUAUGGAAGGGUGCCUUUUCUCUGCGCUGUUGAUGCGCGCAAUCGGCUUUACCCGCUCCGAGUGCAGAACGCACGAGUCCUGAUCGAGAACGAAGAGUUAGAGCGCACCGUCGUAGAGGAGGAAGCAGAAGGACCAUGCAGGAAGCCUUACCUGGACCGACUCAAGUCGGAAGUGGCUGCCGCUAAUGCUCGAACCGCCGAGAUCAUGGCGCAGUGUGAGCGCUUGAAGAGACAGACCGAGCAGACCAGGAAGGAGGUUGAGAAGAAGAAGGAUGUUCUCGCCCGGAAGAAGUCUGAUUUAUCGGCCAUGUCGACUGGAGUUGCAGCGAGGCGAAACCGCCAGCUGGAGGAGACCCAGGAGUCGAUCCGCCGUAUUCGAUUCAAAUGGGCGGCUUGUGCUGACACCAUGGCGUCGACGAGAUCGUUUCUGUGCGAGGAGGCUGCCAGAUUGUUUGGACUUCGGCAGAUUCGCAAGGGUUCUUCGAAACGGUAUGAGCUCGGCGGUGUCGAGAUUAUCGACUUGCAUGCUCUAAACAGCCUCUCACCGGAGGUUAUCAACACAUCCCUGGCCAACAUCACUCAUUUGGUGAUGCUGACCUCACAUUAUCUUGCCAUAAGGCUUCCUUCGCAAAUCACACUUCCACACCAAGACUACCCGCGACCGACAAUUUUAUGGCCACAGGCGUCUUAUCAAUUAGAGGAGCCACCGUUUCCGGCAGCCAUGUUAUCUGGUCAACACCAGCAGUCCGGGUUGGAGGGACCGCCGAUCGAUGUUGAGAAAACCAGAUCUUUCCCCCACCGUCCCCGUCCGCUCUGGAUCGAAAAGCCGCUGCCCGCUCUAGUCAAGGAAGACCCGCAGACGGCCGGAAUGUUUAUUGAAGCCGUCUGCUUGCUGGCCCACAAUAUCGCCUGGGCCUGUUGCACGCAAGGUCUCCCGUUUGGUUUUGAUUCGCGGGAUACCUACGAUGAGCUGUGCAACAUGGGCCACAAUCUAUAUCGGUUAUUGAUUGGCGAUAAUCUCCAUCGGCGCUCGGUAGAUCCGAACAUGUUUCCAAAAAGUCCAAGUCCCAGUGGUCAAGGUAAUGAGGCGACACCGUCUGAAGAGAGUACGACGGCGAACAACAACCCGAGAUUGGUUAUAGGUCGCUGGUCUCAUGGGACUAUCCACAACUUCCUCGAGAGUUUGGAAGGGAAGGAGUGGUUGGACAGGUGCAGACUCCCCAGUCCGCACCGGAUGUCGGAUCGGUUGAAGAAAAAGUUGAUUAACGAGGCGCCGAUGUUGGAGUGGGAGAAGAUCGAGGGUGACGAGCUGGACGAUGCUUUCGAACAUGACGACGGUCGUCUUGGAGUUUUGGUUAAGCGACGUCGUCGAAAAGAAGAGAUUGGUGAUAGAGACGGACGGGUGAACGGUGAUUUCGGGGUUGAAUCUGUUUCGACUGUUGUUGGUGCCGGUGGUUUGUCGGGAGCCGUUGCCAGAGAAAGAGGAAUUGGUUCGAGUGGUAAUGUGGCUGGCUCAACCGACGCUGCUGCUGCUGUUGCUGGAACGAGUGCUAGUAGUGCCAAUACUAGAGGGACGAGUGGCUGGACAAAGCUCAAGAGUAGAUAGAAGUUAAAGAGGUUUGUCGAGAUGCCGCCAUGGAUAGUUGAAAGUCCGUUACUCGUUACCUGGUUCCUGAUUUCAAUUGGAUUUGGUUUGGUUUGGUUCAUUUGGUUCAUUUGCAGCAGCAAUUGUUCGGCUUUCUGUUGCAGACAUACCCAAGUCAGUAACCAAUCCCAAACAGAGCGACAGAAGGAGAGACCAGGUGGUACAUACAUUAACAGUCUGUUGAGUGUUGCUGAUUUUACAACCUGGGCAGG